This is a messenger RNA of Mus musculus (house mouse), 2801 nucleotides long. It is a transcript of the gene Txnip, whose product is annotated as thioredoxin interacting protein. The record is from RefSeq and is marked validated. The transcript has 8 exons. Gene Ontology annotation, molecular function: enzyme inhibitor activity; ubiquitin protein ligase binding. The coding region runs from base 280 to 1473 and encodes 397 amino acids. Gene Ontology annotation, biological process: response to progesterone; cellular response to tumor cell; keratinocyte differentiation. Gene Ontology annotation, cellular component: cytoplasm. Lineage: Eukaryota; Metazoa; Chordata; Mammalia; Rodentia; Muridae.
GACACUCUCCUCCUCUGGUCUCGGGGUUUCCAGAGUUUCUCCAGUUGCGGAAGACAGCUGUUAUUUUUCUCCUGAAAGCUUUUGGCACAGCCGGCAGGCUGAAACUUCCAGGCACCUUUUGGAAAAGUUGUUAGGGUUUGUUUGAAGCUUUCUUUACAUUUUCGUUUGGGUUUUCAAGCCCUGACUUUACGGAGGCGAGCUCUUCGUUUGCUUUGAAGGGUUCUUAAAGAUUUUUUUCCUCUCCGGCUUUCGUUUUUCUUGAACCCACUCGGCUCAAUCAUGGUGAUGUUCAAGAAGAUCAAGUCUUUUGAGGUGGUCUUCAACGACCCCGAGAAGGUGUACGGCAGCGGGGAGAAGGUGGCCGGACGGGUAAUAGUGGAAGUGUGUGAAGUUACCCGAGUCAAAGCCGUCAGGAUCCUGGCUUGCGGCGUGGCCAAGGUCCUGUGGAUGCAAGGGUCUCAGCAGUGCAAACAGACUUUGGACUACUUGCGCUAUGAAGACACACUUCUCCUAGAAGAGCAGCCUACAGCAGGUGAGAACGAGAUGGUGAUCAUGAGGCCUGGAAACAAAUAUGAGUACAAGUUCGGCUUCGAGCUUCCUCAAGGGCCCCUGGGAACAUCCUUUAAAGGAAAAUAUGGUUGCGUAGACUACUGGGUGAAGGCUUUUCUCGAUCGCCCCAGCCAGCCAACUCAAGAGGCAAAGAAAAACUUCGAAGUGAUGGAUCUAGUGGAUGUCAAUACCCCUGACCUAAUGGCACCAGUGUCUGCCAAAAAGGAGAAGAAAGUUUCCUGCAUGUUCAUUCCUGAUGGACGUGUGUCAGUCUCUGCUCGAAUUGACAGAAAAGGAUUCUGUGAAGGUGAUGACAUCUCCAUCCAUGCUGACUUUGAGAACACGUGUUCCCGAAUCGUGGUCCCCAAAGCGGCUAUUGUGGCCCGACACACUUACCUUGCCAAUGGCCAGACCAAAGUGUUCACUCAGAAGCUGUCCUCAGUCAGAGGCAAUCACAUUAUCUCAGGGACUUGCGCAUCGUGGCGUGGCAAGAGCCUCAGAGUGCAGAAGAUCAGACCAUCCAUCCUGGGCUGCAACAUCCUCAAAGUCGAAUACUCCUUGCUGAUCUACGUCAGUGUCCCUGGCUCCAAGAAAGUCAUCCUUGAUCUGCCCCUAGUGAUUGGCAGCAGGUCUGGUCUGAGCAGCCGGACAUCCAGCAUGGCCAGCCGGACGAGCUCUGAGAUGAGCUGGAUAGACCUAAACAUCCCAGAUACCCCAGAAGCUCCUCCUUGCUAUAUGGACAUCAUUCCUGAAGAUCACAGACUAGAGAGCCCCACCACCCCUCUGCUGGACGAUGUGGACGACUCUCAAGACAGCCCUAUCUUUAUGUACGCCCCUGAGUUCCAGUUCAUGCCCCCACCCACUUACACUGAGGUGGAUCCGUGCGUCCUUAACAACAACAACAACAACAACAACGUGCAGUGAGCCUGCAGGAAAUGAAGCAUCUGUAUUAGCGCAUUUCUUUCUGCCUCUCUGCUUGAACUCCAGUGUUUCAGAGACUCAGUCUCUACAGCGGGGAACGGGUACACCCCAGCCGCUGACUCCUCAAGAUGGGUGGCAAUCAGUAGGCGGGUCUCCGGCUUCAAGUGGUGCAGACCAGUGCCCGCACUGUGGCAUAGGAGUGUUUGCUGGGUGGAUGUCAGAACACUCUUAGAAAAAUUGAGACCUGACCACUUUCUCGGAUGUUGGAAAUGAAGAACUUGUUUGUGUUGACUGAGUCAGGGCACUGCUGACCUUCUGGCGUUGUCUUUCCAAGGUUUUUGUUUUAAAGGGACUUUUAAAUUGUCUAAAAUAUCAGUAGACCAUCAUCUGUGCCAUGGGGGACAGAGCCAAUUUCAAGUCAUGGCCAAAAUUUUGUAAGAGGAGUGUUUUUGUGUGUUUUUUAAAGUCAGUGUUCCUUUUUUAUAUCUUUACAAAGAAAAGACCUUCCACGGCUGGUGAGCACGCAGCCUGUGAAAUUCGGGGCAGCUGCUCCAAGUUGACUUCACCCUGGGAGCAGUAGUAGCUGUGCCCACUGACGGCCAUAAAAGCCAUUUUACAGCCAGUUGCACUGUGUUCUCUUGUAAGCAUAAUCAGAUGGGAGAAUCUGUUAUUUCCCUGUAACCCCUUGGAAUUGAUUCUAAGGUGAUGUUCUUAGCACUUUAGCUUGUCAAUUUUGUUUUAGUCUCCGUUAUAGAUGUAAGCUCCACCAGUCUCUUAAGGAUUAAGCCCAGUGACUUGGAGGGUGGGGGUUAGGGUCUCUAUCCCUGAACAUUGUAGACCCAGGCUGGCCUGAGAGAUCCACCUGCCUCUGCCUCCUGAGUGCUGCGAUCAAAGGCCCAGCUUGGUUAUUGCUUUUGAGGCUUUCUCCCAACGCACAGACUUGUGUAAUUCUAACACUAAUCCUGUGAAGGGUUGUGGUUGACAGCUGGAGCCUGGGUGACAUUCUACAUUGAGAUGCCCCAGCACUGAUCGGGGCACAGAAGCCCCCAGACCCCAUUUCCUGUCCAGUGUUGGGAGAAAGUGCUGCUUUCACUGUGGCCUCAGCCCUGGCUCGGAAGCUCACUAAGCCUUAGCACUUUGUCCUGUGUCAGCUCCACCUGAGAACUGUGCAGCCAGAAUGUCUGCGAGCUGAUGGAGGUUUCGGUUUUGUUGUUUUUGUAUUUUGUGUAUCUUUUUGUAUGAUUAAAAACUAUAUUUUCUACUUAUCCAAAUAUAUUUUCACCCCAAAGUGGGGUUAUCCUUUGUAAAAAAAAAUAAAGUUUUUUAAUGAC